Molecule: messenger RNA, 2941 nt
Organism: Metopolophium dirhodum (rose-grain aphid)
Lineage: Eukaryota; Metazoa; Arthropoda; Insecta; Hemiptera; Aphididae
Exons: 14
Coding region: 226-2562 (778 amino acids)
Biological process (GO): intracellular monoatomic cation homeostasis
Cellular component (GO): mitochondrial inner membrane
Molecular function (GO): ribosome binding
Source: RefSeq, a predicted model, not a curated record
AAAAGCAUUAUCAGCUGUGCCGUUAUCACUACCAGCUAUCGCCUAUCCGUCAUAAUAAUAAUAUAUUAUAUUUUGUUUUCGCCAAAAAAUUAAAAAACCUAUUUGGAAAUAAUAAUGUAAAUUUUAAACGCAAACGUUUAUCGACGACAAAAUAGUAUCAUCAUUCGGCAAUCGUGCGAGAGCCGAGUCAGAUUUAACCCGCCAAACAUUGCCGGGCCGCGCACGAUGAAGUUCAUCAUCAGCACGUCUCGGUGCUAUGCUGCCACCAAUUGCAGAUUAUUGAAUUUCGAAAACAGAACGUACAAAAACAGUCGAUUUUUCAGGAAUUCAGUAGUUUUGCAAUUACCAAGCAAGGAACCACUGAAAACAGAUACAAAACCUCCGGCUGUUCCACCCUAUAUAAGUGGCAGUAGUGUUGAUAAUGCUAACCAAUAUUUACAAUCUACUGAAAAGAAAAAUGCUUCUUUAAAUAACACAGUUAAGCAUGAUAAUAAUUUAGACAAUAAACAAAAUAUGAACGAGUCAAAGAUCAUAGACGAUAAUAACUUCACAAUGCGACUUGUUAAAAAGAUUGAAAAUUGGUCGCCAUCUACUGCAAAAUAUGCAAGACUGAGUGUUUUUGGGUGUAAAUAUCUAUACAAAGAUGUUCUAGUAUUACUGUCAGCUUAUAAAAAAUAUUAUAGUUCUGAUUUGUCAUCAUUAACUUAUGCUGAGUUGGAGUUGAAGUAUAGGUUGCCAUUACAACUUGUUCGUUUGACACCAAUCCUAAUUUUUUGGCCUGUACCAUUUACUAAUUUGUUUUUGUUUCCAUUAGCGUUCAUGUUUCCUAAGUAUUUGCUAUCUGAACAUUUUUGGACAGAUGAACAACUUAAAGAUUAUUGGAUAAAAGAUCAACAGAACAAUUUUGAACAUAACAUGAGAGUUUUUGAGCAUUUGAGUUUAAUGGCUGAAGAAUGUUCAGAUGAUAUGCUUUUAAAAUGGUUUCGUGUGAUUGAAUGUCUGGGAGCAGGAGGUGUAUCUCCAGUAGAAGACAUUAUUCAAGCCAUCCCAGUUUUUACUAUGUUCCCGUAUCAUUUUAGUACUUUACCUCGUCAACAUAUUAAAGUACUAUUGAAAAUGUACAACAUACACCGUGGAUGGAGAAGAAGAGUGAGGUUAAAGAAAUUAGCACAGUACAUACAAUUAAUGGACAGAGCAAUAGAAUCUGAAGGUGGACCAGAUAAAUUAAAUGAUAGACAAUUAAAAUGGGCGUGCUUAUUUAGAGGGUUGAGCCCUUUUUCAUCAUCUAGGGAAACACUUGUCUUAUACUUAAAAGACUGGAUAAAAAUCUCCUCAAAGAUUGAUAACGAUUCACUCAGCUGUAUACUCCAUUGCCAGGUUUUAUUGGCAUUAAAUCGACCAGAAAAUAACAUACUAAAGAAUACAGAAUCAGUACUGAUGAGAAUGUACAACAACAAGAAUUCAGCAGUUUUGCAGCUACCUAGAAAGGAACCACUGAAAACAGAUACAAAAACUUCAGCAGUUCCACCAAAAAUAAGUGGCAGUGGUGUUGAUUUUUCUAAUCCAUGUUUACAAUCAACUGAAAAGAAAAAUGCUUCUUUAAAUAACACUGAUUUUACGCAUGAUAAUAAAUUAGACAAUAAACAAAAUAUGAACGAGACCAUAAACGAUAGUAACUUCACAAUGCGACUUGUUAGAAGGAUUGAAAAAUGGUCGCCGUCUACAGCAAAAUAUGCAAGACUGAGUGUUUUUGGGACUAAAUAUCUAUACAAAGAUAUUCUAGUGUUACUAUCAGCUUAUAACAAAUAUUAUAGUUCUGAUUGGUCGUUAUUAACUUAUGCCGAGUUGGAGUUGAAGUAUAGGUUGCCAUCACAACUUUUUAGUUUGACACCAAUCCUAAUUUUUUGUAAUAUACCAUUUCUUGAUUUGCUAAUAUUUCCAAUAGCGUUCAUGUUUCCUAAAUAUUUGUUAUCUGAACAUUUUUGGACAGAUGAACAACUUAAAGAGUAUUGGAUAAAAGAUCAACAGAACAAUUUUGAAUAUAACAUGAUAGUUUUUGAGCAUUUGAGUUUAAUGGCUGAAGAAUGUUCAGAUGAUAUGCUUUUAAAAUGGUUUCGUGUGAUUGAAUGUCUGAAAGCUGGAAAUGUAUCCCCAGUAGAAGAUAUAAUUCAAGCCAUCCCAGUUUUUACUAUGUUCCCGUAUAAUUUUAGCUCUUUACCUCCUCAACAUAUUAAAGUACUAUUGAAAAUGUACAACAUACACCGUGGAUGGGGAAGAAGAUUGAGGUUGAAGAAAUUAGCACAGUACAUACAAUUAAUGGAUAAGGCAAUAGAAUCUGAAGGGGGACCAGAGAAAUUAAAUGAUAGACAAUUAAAAUGGGCGUGCUUAUUUAGAGGUUUGAGCCCUUUUUCAUCAUCUAAGGAAACACUUGCCUUAUACUUAAAAGACUGGAUAAAGAUCUCCUCAAAAAUUGAUAACGAUUCACUCAGCUGUAUACUCCAUUGCCAAGUUUUAUUGGCUUUAAAUCGACCAGAAAAUGACAUAUUAAAGAAGACGGAAUAAUAAAUGGUGUUUAUUUAAAAAGGAAAAUAAAUAACCAUUUAAAACGUAGACGAAUUAAGCCAUUGUAAUUACAAUAAUAAUUAACUCUAGUCUGUACUUUUAUUUUGUAGUAUAUUCAUGGGAAGAUAGACUAUUUUUGGACCGCCGGAAAUUUAAGAAAGGGCCCCCACAUAAAAAAACUACUUGAUGUCAUUGCUACAAACGAUAUAAAAGGGCACCUUUGUCCAAAUAUGGAUGGGAGCCCACCAGGAAAUUCUCGGCUUCUCGGUAGGCCUAUCUGUCCAAAUUAAUAUCCAGUGGUGUUAAUAAUAUUUUGUCUUGGUGAUAUUUUAUUUUUUUACGUUGCAAUUUUGUUAAAUAAAGUUUUAUUUCAAUUUGA